Messenger RNA from Ophidiomyces ophidiicola, 1179 nucleotides. It is a transcript of the gene GCS1, whose product is annotated as Zn finger-containing GTPase- Activating Protein for ARF. Gene Ontology annotation, cellular component: Golgi membrane. NCBI's taxonomy places the organism in Eukaryota, Fungi, Ascomycota, Eurotiomycetes, Onygenales, Onygenaceae. The transcript is spliced from 4 exons. Gene Ontology annotation, molecular function: GTPase activator activity. Gene Ontology annotation, biological process: regulation of ARF protein signal transduction; regulation of endocytosis. The record is from RefSeq and is a predicted model, not a curated record. The coding region runs from base 1 to 1179 and encodes 392 amino acids.
AUGUCGAAACUCUGGGAGGUAGACCCCGAGACGAGGAGCAAGCUCCUCCUUGUCCAGAAGACAAAAGGAAAUGAUCGGUGUUGCGAUUGCGGUGCUCCAUCGCCGCAAUGGGCUUCUCCCAAGUUUGGUACCUUCAUCUGUCUCAAUUGCGCGGGAAUACACAGAGGGUUGGGCGUUCACAUAUCCUUCGUUCGAAGCAUAACCAUGGACGCCUUCAAAAAGGCAGAAAUACAACGAAUGGAACUUGGGGGCAAUGAGCCUUGGAAAGAGUUCUUUGACGCCCAUCCUACCACGAUCGCGGAGGGAACUACGUUCGAUGACGCUACAGUGAAGGAAAGAUAUAGUGGUGAUGUUGGCGAGGAGUGGAAAGCCAGAUUGACCGCUCAGGUUGAAGGAAGGGAAUAUGUUCCGGGCGAGGAGAAAAAGAACACGGUUUCUAGAACCAAUACACCUGGCACACCAGGGAUCAGAAACGGAGAUGAGCCCAGGGUGGUAUCACCCAGAAAUACAGAUGGUAUUAAAAGCAAGAAACAAGAAAAUGAAGACUACUUUGCUCGGUUAGGUGAAGAGAACGCGGCCAGAUCGGCCGAUGUGCCACCCUCGCAGGGCGGGAAGUUCACUGGCUUUGGAGGCGGUAUGCCAGCGUCAAGACAAGCCACUCAGCAAGAGAGUAAUAUGCCAGGAAUAAAUGAUUUCCAGAGCGACCCUGUCGCUGCACUAACCAAAGGAUUUGGAUGGUUUACAAGCACUCUUGGAAAUGGUGCGAAAACCGUCAAUGAUUCUUAUAUACAGCCUGCAGCUAAAUCGAUUGCAGAAUCAGACCUCGCCGCUCAAGCCAGAUUAGCUGCAGUGGAGGUAGGUCGGAACAUCCAAACUGGUGCUCGUGGUGCUACAGACUCUUUCAGCCGCUUCGUCGAAGGGCCUGCAAGCGGACCAGGCAACCAAAGCCGAUCGGGUCCUGGAAACAGCCGUUUUGAGCCCGAAAGAAAAGAUUUCUGGGAUGACUUUGCAGCACUUGGAGAAGAAAGAAACCAAAGAGCAAAUGCGAGUACGACCCCGACUAGAUCUGGAGCAAUCGGGACUGCGGCGAUGAAGAAAAGUUCUCCAUCGGCCACGGCUUCAACUACAGCAGCAUCAGCCAAAGGAAAGGGGAAGGAUGAUUGGGAUGACAAUUGGUAA